AUGGACGAAAACAGCGAAAUAAUUCAACUUGUUUAUCAAUCUGGACCUGUCACAACCCUAAAAGUGAUUGACGAUAUUCUUUUAGCAGGGAUUGGAAGUCAUCUCCAUAUUUAUGAGCUGAAAACGAGUCAAAGAAUCGAAGUUAUCCAAACAUUACCACACCAAAAUAUUCAUGGCAUUUCAGAAGCUCCUUCUGCUAAUGAUAAAUCUUCAAACAAGCUGUUAUGUAUCUUUGGUGGGAGAGCUUUCCAGGUCGUGGAUUUUGACGAGCAGGCAAAAAGGAUUUCCAAAAAAUGCCAGGCUCUGGAGAUUCGUGAUUGGAUCUGGGAUGCACAGUGGUUGAAAACGGCACAAGACGAUUCUUUUGACUGCCUUGCUCUGGUGACUGGUCAUAAUUGCAUCGUCCGAAUAAAUUGGAAAUCAAGUCAAUUAAUUGACAGAAUUCAGUGUGAGGAACAAUGCAUACUCUACUGUGCCCAUUUCAUUGGUUUACAAUGGGACCAGUUAAUCCUUGCUGCAGGCACCGUAUUUAACCAGAUUAUCUUAUGGGCUCCAACGACCAAUCGGACUACCAAUGAAAAUUUAAUCAUCAGUAAACCAUUCCAUCGACUUACUGGACAUCAGGGUGUGAUUUUUUCUAUCCAUUACCAUGAAGGCCUUAAGAAGAUCUGUUCUGCUUCUGAUGAUCGGAGUAUCCGAUGUGUAUUCUUUCUACCAAUCUCUUUCUUCCCAGUGUGUAUUCUUUCUACCAAUCUCUUUCCUCCGAGUGUGUAUUCUUUCUACCAAUCUCUUUCUUCCCAGUGUGUAUUCUUUCUACCAAUCUCUUUCUUCCCAGUGUGUAUUCUUUCUACCAAUCUCUUUCUUCCCAGUGUGUAUUCUUUUCUACCAAUCUCUUUCUUCCGAGUGUGUAUUCUUUCUACCAAUCUCUUUCCUCCCAGUGUGUAUUCUUUCUACCAAUCUCUUUCCGAGUGUGUAUUCUUUCUACCAAUCUCUUUCUUCCCAGUGUAUUCUUUCUACCAAUCUCUUUCUUCCCAGUGGGUAUUCUUUUCUUCUUUCUCUCCAGUGUGUAUUCUUUCUUCUCCGAAGAGUGUGUAUUCUUUCUACCAAUCUCUUUCUUCCCAGUGUGUAUUCUUUCUACCAAUCUCUUUCUUCCGAGUGUGUAUUCUUUCUACCAAUCUCUUUCUUCCGAGUGUGUAUUCUUUCUACCAAUCUCUUUCUUCCCAGUGUGUAUUCUUUCUACCAAUCUCUUUCUUCCCAGUGUGUAUUCUUUCUACCAAUCUCUUUCUUCCCAGUGUGUAUUCUUUCUACCAAUCUCUUUUUAACCGAAAAUGUGUAUUCUUUCUACCAAUCUCUUUCUUCCCAGUGUGUAUUCUUUCUACCAAUCUCUUUCUUCCCAGUGUGUAUUCUUUCUACCAAUCUCUUUCUUCCCAGUGUGUAUUCUUUCUACCAAUCUCUUUCUUCCGAGUGUGUAUUCUUUCUACCAAUCUCUUUCUUCCGAGUGUGUAUUCUUUCUACCAAUCUCUUUCUUCCCAGUGUGUAUUCUUUCUACCAAUCUUUUCUUCCCAGUGUGUAUUCUUUCUACCAAUCUCUUUCCUCCCAGUGUGUAUUCUUUCUACCAAUCUCUUUCUUCCCAGUGUGUAUUCUUUUCUACCAAUCUCUUCCCUCCCGAGUGUGUAUUCUUUCACAAUCUCUUUCUUCCCAGUGUGUAUUCUUUCUACCAAUCUCGUUCUUCCCCAGUGUGUAUUCUUUCUACCAAUCUCUUUCCUCCGAGUGUGUAUUCUUUUCUACCAAUCUCUUUCCUCCGAGUGUGUAUUCUUUCUACCAAUCUCUUUCUUCCCAGUGUGUAUUCUUUUUCUACCAAUUUCUUUUUCCUCCGAGUGUGUAUUCUUUCUACCAAUCUCGUUCUUCCCAGUGUGUAUUCUUUCUACCAAUCUCUUUCCUCCGAGUGUGUAUUCUUUCACCAAUCUCUUUCUUCCCAGUGUGUAUUCUUUUUUCUACCAAUCUCUUUCCUCCCAGUGUGUAUUCUUUCUACCAAUCUCUCUUUCUUCCCAGUGUGUAUUCUUUCUACUAAUCUCUUUCCUCCGAGUGUGUAUUCUUUCACCAAUCUCGUUCUUCCCAGUGUGUAUUCUUUCUACCAAUCUCUUUCUUCCCAGUGUGUAUUCUUUCUACCAAUCUCUUUCUUCCCAGUGUGUAUUCUUUCUACCAAUCUCUUUCUUCCCAGUGUGUAUUCUUUUUGUGUGGGGUACCAAUCUCUUUCUUCCCAGUGUGUAUUCUUUCUACCAAUCUCUUUCUUCCCAGUGUGUAUUCUUUCUACCAAUCUCUUUCUUCCCAGUGUGUAUUCUUUCUACCAAUCUCGUUCUUCCCAGUGUGUAUUCUUUCUACCAAUCUCUUUCCUCCGAGUGUGUAUUCUUUCUACCAAUCUCUUUCCUCCGAGUGUGUAUUCUUUCUACCAAUCUCUUUCCUCCGAGUGUGUAUUCUUUCUACCAAUCUCUUUCCUCCGAAAGUGUUUCCCAGUGUAUUCUUUCUACCAAUCUCUUUCCUCCGAGUGUGUAUUCUUUCUACCAAUCUCUUUCCUCCGAGUGUAUUCUUUUCUACCAAUCUCUUUUUCCCUCCGAGUGUGUAUUCUUUCUACCAAUCUCUUUCCUCCGAGUGUGUAUUCUUUCUACCAAUCUCUUUCCUCCGAGUGUGUAUUCUUUCUACCAAUCUCUUUCUUCCCAGUGUGUAUUCUUUCUACCAAUCUCUUUCCUCCGAGUGUGUAUUCUUUCUACCAAUCUCGUUCUUCCCAGUGUGUAUUCUUUCUACCAAUCUCUUUCCUCCGAGUGUGUAUUCUUUCUACCAAUCUCGUUCUUCCCAGUGUGUAUUCUUUCUACCAAUCUCUUUCCUCCGAGUGUGUAUUCUUUCUACCAAUCUCGUUCUUCCCAGUAUGUAUUCUUUCUACCAAUCUCUUUCCUCCGAGUGUGUAUUCUUUCUACCAAUCUCUUUCCUCCGAGUGUGUAUUCUUUCUACCAAUCUCUUUCCUCCAGUGUGUAUUCUUUCUACCAAUCUUUUCCUCCAAACUGUGUAUUCUUUUCACCAAUCUUCUUCCUUCCCAAUCUGUGUAUUCUUUUGGCACCAAUCUCUUUCCUCCGAGUGUGUAUUCUUUCUACCAAUCUCUUUCCUCCGAGUGUGUAUUCUUUCUACCAAUCUCUUUCUUCCCAGUGUGUAUUCUUUUUCUACCAAUCUCUUUCUUCCUGUGUGUAUUCUUUCUACCAAUCUCUUUCUUCCCAGUGUGUAUUCUUUCUACCAAUCUUUUUUCCUCUGAGUGUGUAUUCUUUUCACCAAUCUCUUUCUUCCCAGUGUGUAUUCUUUCUACCAAUCUCUUUCUUCCCAGUGUGUAUUCUUUCUACCAAUCUCUUUCUUCCCAGUGUGUAUUCUUUCUACCAAUCUCUUUCUUCCGAGUGUGUAUUCUUUCUACCAAUCUCGUUCUUCCCAGUGUGUAUUCUUUCUACCAAUCUCACUUCCCAGUGUGUAUUCUUUCUUUCCUUCCCUCCGAGUGUGUAUUCUUUCUACCAAUCUCUUUUCUUCCCAGUGUGUAUUCUUUCUACCAAUCUCUUUCCUCCGAGUGUGUAUUCUUUCUACCAAUCUCUUUCUUCUCCGAAGUGUAUUCUUUUUCACUUUCAAUCUCUUUUCCUCCCAGUGUGUAUUCUUUCUACCAAUCUCUUUCUUCCCAGUGUGUAUUCUUUCUACCAAUCUCUUUCCUCCGAGUGUGUAUUCUUUCUACCAAUCUCGUUCUUCCCAGUGUGUAUUCUUUCUACCAAUCUCUUUCUUCCCAGUGUGUAUUCUUUCUACCAAUCUCUUUCUUCCCAGUGUGUAUUCUUUCUACCAAUCUCGUUCUUCCCAGUGUGUAUUCUUUCUACCAAUCUCUUUCUUCCCAGUGUGUAUUCUUUCUACCAAUCUCUUUCCUCCGAGUGUGUAUUCUUUCUACCAAUCUCUUUCCUCCGAGUGUGUAUUCUUUUUGACCAAUCUCUUUCUUCCGAAAGUGUGUAUUCUUUCUACCAAUCUCUUUCCUCCCGAGUGUGUAUUCUUUCUACCAAUCUCUUUCUUCCCAGUGUGUAUUCUUUCUACCAAUCUCUUUCCUCCCAGUGUAUUCUUUCUACCAAUCUCGUUCUUCCCAGUGUGUAUUCUUUCUACCAAUCUCUUUCCUCCGAGUGUGUAUUCUUUCUACCAAUCUCUUUCUUCCCAGUGUGUAUUCUUUCUACCAAUCUCUUUCCUCCGAGUGUGUAUUCUUUCUACCAAUCUCUUUCUUCCCAGUGUGAUGCUACGUGCUGUAUUUGGGACCACGAGGGGAAAAUCAGACAGAAAUUUAAAGGUCAUAAGGGAAAAAGCAUCUGGAGCAUGGCAAUAAGUAAAAAGGAGGAUUUAGUUGUUACUGGUGGGGGUGACAGCAGCAUUCGUGCAUGGUCAGUCCAUUUGGAUCUUUGUGCAAAACAUGUAACUUCUAAACAACUGGAAAUAACCCACUUGGAACCGGAAGCCAAAACUCCAAAUUUUCCUCGCAGUGUUACCUAUUUGAACUUUAACACCAUACUUGUAAUGACUAACAGUGGGAACCUUUACCAAUACUGCUUAAUUCAUUCUUCAUGGGCCAAUUUAAUUCUUUGGACGAUCCCAAUGUAUUUUUUAAUGUUUCUUGCAUGUCUGUGUCAAACAAAACAUGUACCAUUGCCAUUGGCAGUUUGUCUGGGACUAUCAGAUUAUUCCAACCUUCAGGACAAAAAUCUGAUGAUCAAAGUUUUCAACCUUUUCUGGAUUGAUGACAUUUAUUUAUUUACCACUGGCCCAGAAGGACUCAUGAGAUUGAGCAUUUUAAACUCAAAGGGUUCAUCACUUGGCCUUGAGCAAUUACAUCAGUUCAUCCUUCCACAGAGUAAGCAAAGAUGGGCCACUACAGCUUGCUUCUACCCAGCAGAAGAAGCAGAGAAGGAAUCUCUUGUUUGUGGAGAUCGAAAUGGCUCUGUGCAUUUGUAUUCUCUUCGACAAGAUUCGCAGCAGGUAAGCACCCCAACACAAAGCUUCUAUCGAAUCCAUGGAAAAUCCGGUGUGACAGAUGUACGUAGCCGCAAGGGUUUUUUAUUCACAGCAGGAAGAGAUGGUCAAUACCGACAGUUUAAUUCGUCCGAAGAUAAUUCACUUCAACUGCUAAACAGCAAGAAAGUUUUCAAAGGCUUUGAAUGGCUUGACCAACUUCAUUUUAAUGAUGAGGAUGAUCUUCUUAUUUUGGGAUUCCAUUCUGUAACUAGGGGCGUGGUUAUUUGUGAGGCUCAAAUACCAUCAAACCAAAAAGUGCUCAAGCCAAGCCAUCAUGGCCGACAACAGACAAAUGUUAAACACCUUUUCUCCCGGAUCGAUUCAAAAGGUCAAAUACACCAUGUGUGCAUCACAUGCAGUGAUGACACCACAGUCCAAGUGGUUGAGCUUUCAAAUGACCAUGCCAAGAAGAUGGAUCUGAAGGUUCUUUUAGUGCUGCCAGGACAUAUAUCCAGUGUCCAAACAAUCACUUGCCUGAAAACUCUUACUCCACCAUGUUGGGAAAAUGGACAGAGUUAUCUGCUCUUCUCUGCCGGUGGGCGGGCACAAUUCAAUUGUUGUCGACUCACGUUUCUGGCACCAAACAACCAGGAUGAUGACCAAACGACAGUUUGUAUUCCUGAGCAGCUAUGUAGAGAAUUUUUGGUGAAACGUAUUCCCAAGCAUUGGGCAACAAAAAACCUUACAGUCGAUCCUGAAACAAGAAUUAUGGACGUGACAGCAUUUCAUGGUCAAAGUGUUGACCCAAAUUUUCCCCAGAAUAUUGUUUUUGUUGGAAUGGCUUGUUCUGAUGGUUCUGUACGGGUUUUCAGUUUUAAUGAAGAAUCUCGCAAGCUCCAUUGUCUCUGGCAGUCUUCUGCAUUUAGCAACUGUGUCUUACAAGUCACCCACUUUGUCCAUUCUUCAAACAACACUGUUCCUUGCAGGAUAUUCCUCUUAUCUGCUGCCACAGAUGGCUAUAUAUACUUCUGGGAAAUCACUUCCAUUUGCCGUUCACAACUUGUAACCGAUUCCAGAGAGAUUCCUUGUGCUCCUGAGAAUGAGACCUUUAAUGAUUUUGCCACUGUUGAAGCUGAUUCCUUAGAGAUUCUUGGAAAUGCAUCCACUGACAACGCGGAGGAAUCCCAUGACAGGAAAAGAGUGGGAACUCUUUUAACAAAUGGAUUGAGCUCCGAUUGUAAGGAAGAAUCAGAUUUCAAUAUUUCGGCAAACAUGUCUGGAAUAAAUAGUUUGCAUAUCAAGCAAUUUCCAGAUGGCAGCUUAAUUUUGGGCUCUGGUGGUGAUGACAAUGCAUUUUUUGUGACGUCUUUUUUACUUUCUCCGCCUGAUUCAACAAAAGAAGAUAAACUGAUCAAUUGUCAAUUUUCACUCAAAAAUCAAUUUGGACAUGCAGCACAAAUUACAGGUAUUCACAUCAUAAACAAAGAAUUUAUUGUCACGUCUUCAAUUGAUCAGCGGAUCUGUUUAUGGCAUUUGCAGUUAUGUGAUGCAGAGAAAAAGUACGUGUGCGUCCUGUGCAGAUAUGUUGAAGUAGCUGAUUUAUCCAGCAUGGCAGUUUGGAUAUACAGCAAUCACCUGUACAUUGCAGUGUGUGGAGCUGGCUUAUGUGUUUUGUCAAUCAACUUGCAAUAUUUUGAUGGUGGAAACACAGACAGAGAAAACGGUUUUCUCAUGACUCCUCUAACAAACACGCAUCUUCUGAGAUGCCCAUAA
This is a messenger RNA of Acanthosepion pharaonis, 6780 nucleotides long. Lineage: Eukaryota; Metazoa; Mollusca; Cephalopoda; Sepiida; Sepiidae. The record is from the annotation of a GenBank genome assembly.